Messenger RNA from Zymoseptoria tritici IPO323, 559 nucleotides. RefSeq lists its product as uncharacterized. Bases 19 to 252 code for a protein of 77 amino acids. The record is from RefSeq and is a predicted model, not a curated record. Lineage: Eukaryota; Fungi; Ascomycota; Dothideomycetes; Mycosphaerellales; Mycosphaerellaceae. The transcript has a single exon.
UUGGGACAGCACUUGUAGAUGCCUGUAUACCUACCUUGUUGUCAGAAAUUGAGCUCCAGCGACAGACCUGUUGUUAUCUUCAACCAAUCCAAUCUGUACGAUGCUGCUGACCUUGCAAAAGAGAUACAAGAGCCUCCCUGGGUUUUACUCACGCGCCUAGGCGUUGAGGAGCUUGCAACACGUGUUCAGCGUGUGAACGCAUCAGAUUGGAAGCCGUGGUGUGUGGUGGUUGGUACUCAGGGACAUGGCUAGGGGUGGGUUGACCCACCUCCUGAUGAUCAGGCCAUGAUCCCAAGGCAAGAUUCAAGAGAAGUUCAGUCCGACACGGUACCUAUACCUGCUGGGAGAACUCAGAUCCGUCGUAUCAAAGGACGUGACCGACGGAUCGUGAAGCGCCCAUUCGUGGAAAAUCUCUCGACGCUUAUGAUUAUCCUAUUCGCACGGUUCUCCUUGUGAUCACUCCGAUGCGUCUGCCGACAUUCCAUUCCUCGCGGUACCCCGAGGGCUGGAGGUCGUGGUGUAUAAAGGCUCACACUGUGGCACUGUACUUCAUUGGCCU